CGGAAGGGGCGGGCCCGCCGGGAGCCAGGCCGCGCGGCGCCGCGCCGGCCGGGAGGGGGCCGGAGUCCGGACCAUGGCGGCGGCGGCGGCUGGUACCGAGGGGCGGCGUGCGGCCCUGGAGGCGGCGGCGGCGGCGGCACCCGAGCGGGGCGGAGGGAGCUGCGUGCUGUGCUGCGGCGAACUGGAGGCCACGGCGCUGGGCCGCUGCGACCACCCGGUGUGCUACCGCUGCUCCACCAAGAUGCGGGUGCUCUGUGAGCAGCGCUACUGCGCCGUGUGCCGGGAGGAGCUGCGCCAGGUGGUCUUUGGGAAGAAGCUUCCUGCCUUCGCCACCAUUCCUAUCCACCAGCUGCAGUAUGAGAAGAAAUACGAUAUCUACUUUGCAGAUGGAAAGGUGUAUGCAUUGUAUAGGCAGCUGCUGCAGCAUGAGUGCCCGCGGUGCCCCGAGCUGCCGCCCUUCAGCCUCUUCGGGGACCUGGAGCAGCACAUGCGGAAGCAGCAUGAGCUCUUCUGCUGCCGGCUGUGCCUCCAGCACCUCCAGAUCUUCACAUACGAGCGCAAGUGGUACUCCCGAAAGGACCUGGCCCGGCAUCGCAUGCAGGGGGACCCCGACGACACGUCGCACCGCGGGCACCCGCUCUGCAAGUUCUGCGACGAGCGCUACCUGGACAACGACGAGCUGCUCAAGCACCUGCGCCGCGACCACUACUUCUGCCACUUCUGCGACUCCGACGGCGCCCAGGACUACUACAGCGACUACGCCUACCUGCGCGAGCACUUCCGCGAGAAGCACUUCCUGUGUGAGGAGGGCCGCUGCAGCACAGAGCAGUUCACUCACGCCUUCCGCACGGAGAUCGACCUCAAGGCCCACAGGACGGCCUGCCACAGCCGCAGCCGUGCCGAGGCGCGCCAGAACCGCCAGAUCGACCUGCAGUUCAGCUAUGCGCCUCGGCACUCGCGUCGGAACGAGGGGGUCGUCGGUGGCGAGGACUACGAGGAAGUGGACAGGUACAGCCGCCAGGGCCGAGCGGCCCGGGCUGGCACCCGUGGAGCCCAGCAGAGCCGCCGAGGAAGCUGGAGGUACAAAAGGGAAGAAGAGGACCGGGAAGUGGCAGCUGCAGUCCGGGCCUCUGUGGCCGCGCAGCAGCAGGAGGAAGCACGCAGGAGCGAGGACCGGGAGGAAGGUGGCCGGCUCAAGAAGGAGGAGGCAGCGGUUCGGGGUCCCGAGGAGCCCCGUGGGCCCCGGCACCCACUCCGGACUCCAGGCGAAGGCCCAGGCCCCAAGGAAACCUCGACAAACGGUCCUGUAAGCCAAGAGACCUUCCCGGUGACAGGCCCAGCCACCGCAGGCCCCCUCCCACCACCCAGCCCAAAGCUCAAGGACGAAGACUUCCCCAGCCUGUCCGCCUCCACUUCCUCCUCCUGCUCCACUGCAGCAACCCUGGCCUCUGUGGGGUUGGCGCUGCCAUAUGCCAUCCCUGCCAGGAGCAGGAGUGCCUUCCAGGAGGAGGACUUCCCCGCCCUGGUGUCCUCAGCGCCCAAGCCUGGCACCACCCCCACCAGCCUUGUUUCUGCCUGGAACAGCAGCAGCAGCAAGAAGGUAGUGCAGCCCCCACCCUCAGCACAGGCUGCCAGCAGCGGCCAACCCCCCAGGAAGGCUGGGAAGGGGAACAGGGGCGGCAGGAAGGGCGGCCUGCCCCUUACAGAGGAGGAGGACGGUGGCAGCCCGGCCGCACAGGAGCCUCGAGGCACACGCCCCAUGGGCUCCAUCUCCGCGCUGCGGCCAGCCUCCACUCAGCCCUCUAAGGUUGGCAAGAAGAAGAAAGUGGGUUCGGAAAAGCCCAGCACUGCCUUGCCACAGCCCCCGCCUCCUAGCUGUCCCCCAGGGCCUGCACAGGCCCCGGAAGCUCCUGCCACCGGAGCCGAGGGGCCAGUUGCCAUCGUCGUUAAUGGACACACAGAGGGCCCAACCCCAGCUCGGAGUGUCCCCAAGGAACCGCCAGGGCUCCCGAGGCCCCUGGGUUCCUUCCCUUGCCCACAGGAAGACUUCCCAGCGCUUGGUGGCCCCUGCCCGCCCCGGAUGCCACCACCCCCAGGCUUCAGUGCUGUGGUGCUCCUGAAGAGCACGCCUCCCCCACCCCCGCCAGGCCUGGUGCCCCCUGUCAGCAAGCCGCCACCCGGCUUCUCUGGCCUCCUGCCUAGCCCCCACCCGGCCUGUGUCCCCAGCCCCGCCGCCGCCACCACCACGAAAGCACCCAGGCCAACGCCUGCUCCGCGGGCCUACCUAGUCCCCGAGAACUUCCGGGAGAGGAACCUGCAGCUCAUCCAGUCCAUCAGGGACUUCUUGCAGAGUGAUGAGGCCCGAUUCAGCGAGUUCAAGAGCCACUCAGGGGAGUUCAGACAGGGCCUGAUCUCCGCAGCCCAGUAUUACAAGAGUUGCCGGGACCUGCUGGGGGAGAAUUUCCAGAAGGUCUUCAAUGAGCUGCUAGUCCUGCUGCCUGACACGGCCAAGCAGCAGGAGCUUCUGUCUGCACACAUGGACUUCUGCAGCCGCGAGAAGCCUCCCAGCACCAAGUCCAAAAAGAACAAGAAGAGCGCGUGGCAAGCCACCACCCAGCAGACGGGCCUGGACUGCCGUGUGUGCCCCACGUGCCAGCAGGUGCUUGCGCACGGGGACGUCAGCAGCCACCAGGAGCUGCAUGCUGUCCGGGACGAUGACUUCCCCUCCCUGCAAGCCAUCGCCAGGAUCAUCACGUAGCUCCCUCUAGCGUGGCCGGAGCUACUGCACCGCGAACGUCCUUCCUCCUUCCAUCCUCUCCGGGCUGCCAGGCAGCCAGGUAAGGCAGUGGUGAGGCUGCCUGCUCCGGCCUCUUGGUUGGCCAGGCCCACCAGGGAAUUGCCAGGAUGGUCCACCCACCCUGGUGGCAGAUGGAAGUCCACCCCUGCCUCCCUGGUGGGCCAGUCUUGGCCUGCAUUCUUGUGCUUUUGGGAGGCGCCAGGGGAGGGAAGGCCUGCUGCUGCUGUCAGAGCCAGAGGCCGUGGUGGCCUGAUCCAGGCCCUCCUGAAGCUACGGCUGCACUGGUGCCAGAGUCAGAUGUCACAGAUGUGUGUUGUAUAAACAGUUGGCUGUUUCGUAUUUCAAGAAUGUUAGGGAUUAAAAGCAGACACGAAAUUGUGCUACUUGAAGUUGAAUCUUUUUAUGAGACAAGCUGAAUCUGGCAUCUCAAAUUGCCUCUGACCUUUUAUAAGACAGUUUAUCUUCAAAUAAAUUUAUUUUGCAAUACUGCACAUAA
This is a messenger RNA of Callithrix jacchus (white-tufted-ear marmoset), 3293 nucleotides long. RefSeq names its product zinc finger protein 598, E3 ubiquitin ligase (gene ZNF598). Lineage: Eukaryota; Metazoa; Chordata; Mammalia; Primates; Cebidae. Gene Ontology annotation, biological process: rescue of stalled cytosolic ribosome; protein ubiquitination. The record is from RefSeq and is a predicted model, not a curated record. Gene Ontology annotation, molecular function: ribosome binding; ubiquitin protein ligase activity.